AUUGAAUCCCAUCCCCCAAUCCCAAUCCUGCCAAAUCCCAACUCCAAACUCCACACUCUUUAUCAUCGACACACUCUGGCGAUUUGCGAAACCUCCCUAAUUUAUUUUUCCGUUUCGACACCGCUCGCUGGCGUAAUCUACUCUUUGUCCGAUCCCGCAAAAAGGAGCGGAGAGAAGAAAAAAAAGAAUUAUCAACGCUUCGAGGAAUAAAGAAAAAAUUAUACUCGUCUCCUCUUUUUUUUAUUCUUUUUUUUUUAUACAAUCUCCUCUAUUCAAAUCUUUUCCCAUGCGUACCUGACAGCGGAUAAUCAACCCUAAUCGACACGCAUAACCUAGGCACACAAUGGCAAUGCUAGCUUCGAAGUCGUCUUUUCCGGCUUCGCUGGCCUCCACGAAUGCCACCUUAGUCUCUAGUGCCCAGCCGUCCAGUAUGGCUCCCACGAGAAGAGCACCGGCCGUCCAUGCUACCGGCCAGGCUUUUGCUAGCCCUACCGAGUCUGAAUUCUCCGACGUCGACGGCCCUGACGCCGUUAAGAAUUGGUCCGAGGACCAAGUAUGCGACUACCUGAGGAGCGUUAAGUGCGGCGAGUAUGAAAAGUUAUUCAGGAAGAAUAACGUCAAUGGCGAGAAUUUAUUAGAGAUGGACAAGGAGGUUCUCAAAGAGAUGGGCAUCGAGAAGGUUGGCGAUCGAGUUCGACUAUUCCUCGGCAUUAAGAAACUCAGGACGAAGGCGUACGCGAAUCAAAAGAGGCGCAAUCGGGAUUCUUUUGGAGGAUUAGAUUCUCAAUAUACUCCCUCCUCGACAGGAUCACCGCGUGCCUUUAACUCUGGUGGCCGGGGCCAUGGCUCGGCAAACAAAAGAUACUCUCGACAGAUUGACAUGUCGAGUCUGGCGAUGAGCUCCAUGUCCGAGAUGGGGAGGCCUGCGUCCCGACCUACUUCCCCUUUGCCCAAUUCCGAGGCCCGAGCUGUUAGACAGCAGCGGUAUCAACAGGCUCAGCCGUAUAUGGUCAAUACGACACCUAACUCGAGCGCACGAGGACCUGGAUCGCCAACUAUGACUGGCCGCCUGGUAAUUAAUCACACGAGAAAUGCCUCGAGUCUGGAUGGUUCGCUGAUGGCUGCUUUACCACAGGGCCAAGAUGUCAUCCGCGUCAUAUCUACGGGCGGCGUUACGAAAGUUGUCAAGAUCGCGGACUGCAGCAACUGCGAAGAGGUUAUGCGAGUGACAUUACGAAAAUUUGCCUUGCGGGAGGACCAUGAUCGCAAUUAUUGUUUCUGGGUAUUAGCUGGUGUAGACCCCGAUCCUAAGCAAUCUCGGCGUCUCGGCGAUACCGAACUAUGGCGCAUCAUCAAGGAUCAGAAGCGGCCGGAGAGAAAUCGUCUAAUCCUUAGGAGGGUACCUUCUGGAGAGCCUGGUGAAGCUGAAUUGCAACGAGCCGCCUCCAUCGCCAUGGAAGAAGCCCAACAGUCGCAUGCACGCGCCUUGGAGAAUGUGCAAGACAAGAGAAGCCAGCUCAAGGUCCAGAAGUUAUUAGGCGAAAGUUGGAACGAGGGACUUCAGCAGCCGCUGUCACCGAUAUCUUUCCAGGAUAGGGAGAGAAAUCUUCAUAAUGCCGCCCGGGAUCUGGAACGGCCUGCCUCUAAUGAAGCCAAGUCACCCUUUCCAAGGCGUAAGGGACUUCUCAGACAAUUUGGUGGCUUGAGACCGCCUAGCGAGUUGAUUGCUUCCGAUCUCACUUCCUACUUCCCCGAUCAUCCUCGAGAAGAUAUCGAUCGGACCGCGCGGUUAUCUAUGCGCAGGUCCACUCGCUUGAGCAAGGUGAAUAGCCGUCUUAGUGUUGCUAGCAAUCUCAGCUUCGCGUCGAGCAUCCAAGAUGCGCCGCCCAUCCCAACCAUCGCGGAUUCGUGGUUAAGCGGUGGCCAACUUGCCAAAGUCAGGGCUCGUGAGAUACAGGGCCGAAUGCCGCAUGGAUUCCGCGACUCCGUAGCUUCGUCUGUUUUAGAUACCCUUCAGGAGGAGUCGCCUAUCGAGCCCAACCGCAAGUCUUAUGUCUCGUUCGCAGACAGUAGCUCCGAUAGUAAUCCCAUUAGCAUCACUGACCCUGAAGGACACGCCCGCCAGAGCUACUUCGACGAAACUAGCACCCAGGGCUCAGGUUCCCUGAAAGAAAUCACGCAAGCUCUGAGCGAGGAUGGCGAGGAUGCUGACGAAGAGCUCCAAAGUUUCCUAGCCGGGGAAUCAUGGGACGACAAUAAAUGGAUGAAGGGUGCAUUGAUCGGCCAGGGAUCGUUUGGUAGCGUGUACUUGGCUCUGCAUGCUGUGACUGGUGAACUUCUUGCCGUCAAGCAGGUCGAGGCGCCGUCGCCCGGUGCCAACAGCGCCACGGACGCGCGAAAGAAGAGCAUGAUCGAGGCUCUAAAACGAGAGAUUGGUUUGCUGCGAGAUCUUCGGCACGCAAAUAUUGUUCAAUAUCUCGGAUGCAGCUCGUCGGCGGAACACCUGAACAUUUUCCUCGAGUACGUUCCUGGUGGCUCCGUUCAGACGAUGCUCAAUUCGUAUGGCGCACUGCCCGAACCUCUGGUCCGCAGCUUUGUGAGGCAGAUUUUGAAUGGACUCUCAUACCUACACAACCGAGACAUCAUCCACCGCGAUAUCAAGGGCGCCAAUAUCCUCGUAGACAACAAGGGUACAAUCAAGAUAUCCGAUUUUGGAAUCAGCAAGAAGCUCGAAGCUUCUAACAUCCUCAGCGGUGCCAACAACAACAAGCAUAGACCUUCACUUCAAGGUUCGGUGUUUUGGAUGGCUCCCGAGGUGGUCAAGCAGACCUCAUACACCCGCAAGGCUGAUAUCUGGUCUCUCGGCUGUUUAGUUGUCGAGAUGAUGACAGGUACACACCCUUUCCCUGAUUGCAGUCAGUUGCAAGCCAUCUUCAAGAUUGGUGGUGGGAAAGCUGCGCCUACUAUUCCGGAGAGCGCCAGCACCGAGGCGCAGACAUUCUUGAGCCAGACCUUCGAGAUAGACCAUAAUCUGCGACCAAGCGCGGAUGAGCUUAUGCUCAGCCCAUUCUUAGCUCCUAUUACCUAGGCGGAAGGAGAAGAUGGUUUUAUGCUUUCUCUCCUGCUAUUUUUUCGAUACCCCUUUGCAACAACCGAUCCGGGUUUGCCGACAUUCGAACUAGGAAUAAUUUGAAUGGCGUAUACUUGCGGUUGGCUUUGUUGUCAAUCUUUUUCUCAAACGAAGUCGUACUCCUGAACGAUAAUUGAUUAUAUGCGAUCGACGUUGAUCACACUUUUAUUAUAAGUGACUACUAUUUGUAGUGUCACCAAUCUCCUUUAUAGGACGACAUGCUGCGGCCAUGGCCAAUAUGUCAAACUUCUGGUUCCAGGAACGAGUUUACGGAAAUUUCUAUUUGGCGGGUAGUGAUAAGAGGCUGUUGGCAGCCUUCGCAUGAGUAGAAAUGGGGGUUUAUAACGAUGCAUUGGCGAGGCGAAAGGGGUAAUGGGUAAUAUGGGCUGGCUUCUACAUUCGGGCUUGUUAUUUUCGGUUUUACGAUCGGCAUUUUGAAGCACAGCUGCAAUGAAUUCAAGGUGCCGAAUACAUGAAUGAGAAGCAAAUGAACUGGAACGAUUACUUAUAGCACUUCCCUAUUUUGCGGACGUAAGCACUUGUAAUUAUAUAUAUCACCUAGGUUAACACGGUGGACAUGGGAAAAUAGAGAAGUAAAAUAUAAUCA
Annulohypoxylon truncatum is the source of this 3737-nucleotide messenger RNA. Its product is annotated as kinase-like domain-containing protein. NCBI's taxonomy places the organism in Eukaryota, Fungi, Ascomycota, Sordariomycetes, Xylariales, Hypoxylaceae. Gene Ontology annotation, molecular function: protein kinase activity; ATP binding; protein binding. The transcript is spliced from 2 exons. Bases 344 to 3088 code for a protein of 914 amino acids. The record is from RefSeq and is a predicted model, not a curated record. Gene Ontology annotation, biological process: protein phosphorylation; signal transduction.